AUGGGACCAGCAGCAGCUUCGGAUCUCUUGGCAGCAUCUGGGGGAGGUGCUACCUGGCCCGAGUCCUGCUGGCCCAUACCUCACGUUCCAUUCUCCAGCCCCAAGGUGUUCGCCAAUCCGCGUUUCCUGGUGCUGGCAUUCGCCAUGGAGCAGACAAGCAACGCCAGGUCGCAUUUGCUGGAAGCUGCACGGCUUGCAAGGCUGACGGGGCGAGUGCUGGUGCUGCCGCACGUGGGCAGCAGCCGCCUCUCAGUGGGGCGACAGCACCCCCUCUGCUCCUACUGGGACCUCUCCCGCCUCACUCACUCCUACCCUCAUUCCUCCUCCUACUCCUACUCCUCCCCUCACUCCUCCAACUCCUCCUCUCACAACUCCUCUCACUCCUCUCAAAACAAUUCCUCCUCGCUCCCUCCGUCCUCGCUCCCUCCCUCCUCGCCCCUCCUCUUCCCCCUCCCAUCGCACCUCCCUGUGGAUUGGGUAUCGCCUGACCUCUUCCUCCUCCUCGCCCGCUCCUCCCUCCGACCCACCCCCUCUGUUGGCUUCAUGUGUGUCGAAACACCCUCGCUCAACCGACCCUGCUUCGACUUCGGGGAGGUAGCAUCUGGCCUGGGUGCCAUUCUCACCUAUUCCCUUGGCCAUCUGCCCACGCGUGCCAACACUCAAGUCAUCACAGUCCGCAAAGCCUCUAGGUUCCUCAAAGCCUUCCAGAAGUGGCAGCACACAGACGUGGUGGUGUGGGUGAAAACGACCUACAAGAGGAUGGCUAUCCGUCCGCCCACCUCUCUCCUCGCGCCCGUCCUGCUGCCCUACCACCCACGCUGGCACACCCUUGCUCGCUCCAUCGCUGCUGCCCUCCCCCGCCCGUUCAUUGCACUCCACUUCCGAUCUGAAUACAUCGCAUGGCUCGUGGGAGGGAAGCUGCAGCAGGAGCAGAAGAUAGGCAAGCAGAUGCACUGGUGCGUGGCAGAGGCAGCGAGAACCGUGCACCAGGUGCAACAGCAGCUCUCAAAAGGGAUGGAGGGUACGCUGGCGAAGGGGAGCUUUGAGGCGCCUCCAAAGGCAGAGGCAGCAAGGACCGUGCACCAGGUGCAGCAGCAGCUCUCAAAAGGGAUGGAGGGUACGCCAGCCAAGGGGAGCAAUGCCUCCAGUGGUGAUUCACCUUCCCAUCACUCCAGAUCAGGAGUGUCUGGUCAAGUGAGAAGAAACACGUCAAUGCACGCUUCAUUGGGAACUUCCCAAAGCAGCAGCAGUCCAUCAGUGUUCAUUAGCGCAGAUAUUGCCUUUGGAGCUGCUGCUGCUGCUGCUGCUGCUGCUGCUGCUGCUGCUGCUGCUGCUGCUGCUGCUGCUGCUGCUGCUGCUUCCGCCGCUGCUCCUGCUGAUGCUGCUUCUCCUGCAGAGGAAGUAUGGCCGGUGCGGUCGGAGUCGUGGGGCGUGAUGGUGGAGAAGUAUGGGCGCGAGCAGACCAUUGAGGCAACUUCUGAGACGUCUCAAAAGUUGUCUAAAUCUGAGGCGUCUCCGAAAGCAGACGAGGAGUGGCCUGCGCGCUCAGGGCGCUUGUCGAUGGUGGCGGGGAUGCCUAUAAAGGGGAUGGAGACAUAG
Molecule: messenger RNA, 1599 nt
Organism: Closterium sp. Naga37s-1
Lineage: Eukaryota; Viridiplantae; Streptophyta; Zygnematophyceae; Desmidiales; Closteriaceae
Source: the annotation of a GenBank genome assembly